AUGACCCCUGCUUCACCACGACAUUCUUCCUUGGACGCCUGCUUUCAGGGUGCUGCCGAUCUCGGCCUGCCGCUUUACGUCUCCGUGGCGCUAGCCAUGGUCUUGGCCUCCGGGCUCCUGCGCAUGGUGAGCUCCAUCUCUCCAGCGAGUUCGAAAGAGACGUGUUUUGCAGCCGAGGGCAUUUAUGACUGGUGUAACUUGCGCCAGGACUUGAGGGCGCUGAUCAGUUUUGGUCUGGGCGCUGUAUUGUGUGGGUGGGCGCGAUGGAAGGAGAUGUCCAAUCGUGAAGCUUCUGGACAAGUAGACCCGUUAGAGUCCCGAGCUCGGAUCGGGACCAAGGGCUGGGAGCGCUAG
Molecule: messenger RNA, 354 nt
Organism: Symbiodinium natans
Lineage: Eukaryota; Dinophyceae; Suessiales; Symbiodiniaceae
Source: the annotation of a GenBank genome assembly